AGAUCGUAAAGAAGCACGAGCAGGUCGUGGCGGGGCGUCGACCCCACGCAUUGAGCUUUACUAAUCGCACAAGUCUCAAAAGAAAAAUUCAAGCAAAAGACAUGUCCGCCGCCUCCUCGUCUACGUCCCGUGCGAUCUCUUCUAGCGGGCUUUACCGCUGGGGCCUGUCCGAAGCAAGCUCGUCCUUUUUCUCUCGCUCGUCUGCAAAAAUGACGCCGCCGAGUAAGUUAUCUACGGGCACUGGCGCAGCGUCGUCGCAGGAGCAGGGUGUUGCUGAUACGUCUGGGACUGCAGCUGCAAGUGAGCCAAAAUUCGUUUCGACCAGCAUUGCAAAGGACCAGGUGGCGGCCGUUUGUACCGAGGGAAAACUGUGGACGCAGGGGAAGAAUAAGUAUAGCAGCGGGAGGAUAACGACUGGCGGAGGUGACGUCUCGGGAGUAGACCUCCGGCUGUCUGCAGUACUACUGACUGGAUUUUUUAGAAAAGUUUUAAUGCAAAUCUGCAGGGUAUGUAAGCGGAUGACUCGCGCAGCAAAUGUUGAUAUUUUUUUGCGCAUACUUAUUGCCAUUAUCAGGUGAACCUGCCCCAUGCCUGUAGGCAAGUUGCUCUAGGCGCGAAGCACGGUUCCGCGGUCCUAAAAACCGGCGAGUUGUACGCCUGGGGCUGGGGAGGGAGCUUCUUCGGAGGCGCCGGGGCACUGGGUUUCAAGCCGGAUAGGGACCAUGUGGAAGAGCCGGCCUUGGUGGAGACACUAGCGGGCGAGAAAGUGAAACAGGUAUGAUACUUUUACUUGCGUACUACAGAGUUGCUGCACAGUAUAAUGACAGUCACGCGUGAAAUGUUGGUCUAGUUUGUCCUUGCUGAAGAUCAUCCGCGGUGCAGCCUCACCGAUCCGAAAAUUUUGUAGUACUUUCGCAGUUUUAUGUUUGUGAUUUGUACUCCAAUCAAAAUCUUUCUAUACCAGGUCGCCUGCGGGGAAAAGCACACGGCGGUGCUGACAGAAUCUGGCCGCGUGUUUACCACCGGCAGCGGGGAGUAUGGGCUGCUCGGGUUGGGCGAUGUGUCCGACUCCGCUGAGUUUGAACUCGUCGAGCACUAUCCCGACUCCGAGUUCGAGGCAGCCGGCGUUGCGGAGGACAGCAUCGUCAAGAUCGACUGCGUAUCAAAAUGAAAAGUACCGCCCGACCAGCAGAAGACGUGCAAACUUUUCACACGGAAAAUGUUUCUGUUGCAGAAAGUCGUGAACGCGACGCAUUUUGUUUCAGAAUUCAAGCUAGUUACGCAACUUCAGCAUGACAGACAUCAACUACAUUAUGGCGCUGUGAAACACAGACUUUCGCUACGUACUCUGGCUUGAAAACUUGUCUUGUGGAAUAGAUACGAUGUAAACGCUUCGAAAUUCUGGGGCCGAAGCGCUUUUCAAUAUGAUACUGCGGACUGCACCACACGGCGGCAUUGACAAAGCAAGGCGAACUGUUUGUCUGGGGCCGGAACGACCAGGCGCAGCUCGGGCUAGGAGACGAGUCUAUGGGGGACAACUUCUCCUUUGAGGUGAGUACAUGCAUCGCUUCUAGAAGUUGUAGUUACUCGUCGCCGCACCCGCACCAGAGUCGAUCAGGUCUGACUAGACGUAGACCCCCUAUUUGUUCACCUGAAGUCUGUGUCGCCUUCUACGAUAGCGCGCAUUUUUGUCGAUGGAAAUUUACUUUAUCAGGCUACAAGCUGUUUCUGAGCAAAAAAUGAAAAUUUCCACUCGUUAAUCCCAGUCCUUCCCCCGCCUGGUUCGCGCACUCCCGCUUGCCGGCCUCAAAGUAGCGGAUUUCGCUUGCGGCGACGGGCACACCGACGUGCUGACAGAGUGCGGGAAAGUGUUCACUUGGGGCAACAGGAAUUGGCUCUCCCCCCACCGCAUUUCCAGGACUUUGGAAGAACACAGCGAACGGCAGAAGGCGGAGAGCAGCGGAGCAGGAAGUACGCAAACGGCAGCGUCCGACAGCGGGGGAACAACUGCGACGGAAAUAAAAAGCAGAAAAAUCUUUGUCGAAGACGACACAGACCCGCAAAACCGGAUAAAGAAACUCAUCGGUGGCGGCCGGUUCUCGCUUUUGCUCACGCAAGGCGGGAGUUUGUUCGGAUGGGGGAAGAAAAACACCGGCUGUCUCCCGGAAGAUUUCGUGGAACCGACAUUGUUUGACCCUUUCACGACGACAGGAGAAGGAUCAGAAGGUGAUAAGGCGGCAAAAAGUUGCGGUACUCUACUAGAAAGCUGCAAAAUAGCGGACCUGACGGCUCGGGGAUCACACUGUGUAGCAAUCGUGGAAUGAUUCAAUAUUCUGAAACCUCAGGUUUUGAAUGGAGAAAGAGGAAGUUAUGCAAUUUCAUCUUUU
Molecule: messenger RNA, 2387 nt
Organism: Amoebophrya sp. A120
Lineage: Eukaryota; Dinophyceae; Syndiniales; Amoebophryaceae
Source: the annotation of a GenBank genome assembly